This is a messenger RNA of Ilyonectria robusta, 1701 nucleotides long. RefSeq lists its product as uncharacterized. Lineage: Eukaryota; Fungi; Ascomycota; Sordariomycetes; Hypocreales; Nectriaceae. The transcript has 3 exons. Gene Ontology annotation, biological process: DNA-templated transcription; regulation of DNA-templated transcription. The record is from RefSeq and is a predicted model, not a curated record. The annotation marks the transcript as partial. Gene Ontology annotation, molecular function: zinc ion binding; DNA-binding transcription factor activity, RNA polymerase II-specific; DNA binding.
AGAAAUAUCCGCAAAGGCACGCAUAGCUGCUGGGAAUGCCGCCGCCGCAAGAUACGAUGUCAAUACUCAACGCCGGGCGAUCUUGUGUGUACGCCAUGUAGGAACCGCGGGUCAAUAUGUCGCAGUCAAGAGCUUGCCGAUGAAUCAGAGGCAUCUGAGUUGUCCAUGCGGAAUCUCGCACGGCGGCUCAGUCGGCUGGAGGAGCUGAUGGGGAGGCUUGCGGAGCGAUCUGCAGCUGGUUCAUCCGCUGAUCUCUUCGCUGGUAUCCUCACUCAAGAAUCAGCCGGGUUCUUUUAUGCCGGUAUGAAUGAGCUCGAGCAGCCAUCCCCAUCGAGGACGAGCGAUCCUGCUCCUCCUCGGAUAUCAACCGUCUCCAGCUCUCACGAGACACCAUCAUCCCUCACCUCUGGAACAACACACGAGACGAAUAUGGAUCUCGCUGGUGACCGUACCCAUGCGGAGACGUUAUACAAACUCUUCCCUUCGCAGAGCGACGUCAAUGCCAUCCUCGAGGCCAGCGCCGGGCCGCAAUUUGUCACAACGCUAUUCCAUCGCCAGGCUGAUAUUGCGAAAGGCAUCUCAGAACCUCCAGAAGCUAUCGGAGCCAUACCAUCGCCGUCAAGCCGACCGACUCUGUUGGCCAAGCGCCUUUUGCAGCUGAUUGUCGAUGGUGUGGAUAAGUUCAUCGCCGCCGAUCGCUUUGUGUCCACUUUUGAAGGACUCGAAUGUCUGUUGCUCUUGGGCUACUGGCAACAAAAUGCGGGGAACCUCAGGAAGGCCUGGCUCAUCUUUCGACAAGCCCUCAGCGUUGGACAACUUAUGGGUGUCAACACCGCCCCAGAGUCCCCUCCGACCACGCCAUUCUCAACACGAUAUCCACCGUCGCCAGAUAUGUUAUGGUUUCGAUCCGUUGCUUCUGACCGCUACCUGUCCCUGCUCCUUGGACUUCCAGCCGGCAGCCACGAUAACUUCUUCGCCGCCCAACCACAAACGGCGAGGGAUACUCCCUGGGAGAAGCUGGAGAAGCUGCAUGCAGUGAUAUCGGAAAAGAUGAUCGAGCGCAACAACUCUACCCAGGCACAGGCUGACCGCAUGACCCAACAGAUCAGUCGCGAUCUCUUGGCAGGUCAGGGUCUCAUGGGUGAAGAAUGGUGGAAACUUUCCCUCUUUGACGCAGAGCAGAGUCUGAGGUCCCAGCCGGAGAUAGCAGGGCGGAUAAUCCUGCAGAUGAAUCACCAUUUGCUCUUGAUCCUGCUGCAUAUCCCAUAUUUGCUGAGAAAUCCCUUGCUUCUGAAUGGCCAGCAAGGUAGCAAGACGAUUUGUACCAAUUCGAGCCGCAACGUUCUGGAAAGGUUUCAUGUCUUCCGGAGCUUGAACGAAUCGGCAUUCGCCUGUCGUCAUGUGGAUUAUGCCGCCCUGGUUGCGGCAAUGACGUUGCUGGUAUCUCAUGCGCAUCAUCCGGAGGUCAGCAACGACGAAAGAAUUCAUCGAGGCACAGAUAGGGCUCUUAUUACUACAGUCAAGGACCGAAUGAAGGACCUCGCAUACCUGAACAGCGAUAAAUUGUUCGAGGAAUCCACUGAUGUCAUUAAUCGGUUAUUGCCUCUCUUGAACUCUCCCGAGUCAGAAUCUCCCAACCCGUAUUCGCUGUUUCCUCCAAGUGUUGAGCUCCAAAUACCCUAUUUCGGUACAAUUAAGGUU